AUGGCUGGUGGUGUUGUGAAGCCCAGAGUUGGAUGGAUUGGAACAGGCGUCAUGGGUGCUAGCAUGGUUGGCCAUAUCCUGAAAAAAGGAUAUGAGGUCACCGUGUUUAAUCGUACACUAUCCAAGUGUGAAAGCAUCAAGGAACAAGGCGCACAAGUGGCGAGAUCCCCCGCAGAAGUGGCCAAGGUUUCUGAUAUCGUAUUUGGCAUUCUGGGCUAUCCAAGCGACGUGCGUAAGGUGUUUCUUGACCCUGAGUGGGGCGUAUUGUCCUCGAUUAGGUCGGGAGGUGUCAUCGUUGACAUGACCACCAGUGAACCGUCGUUAGCCAAGGAGAUUUACGAGGCUGCAAAGCUGAAAGGUGUCUCAAGUCUAGAUGCCCCCGUUUCAGGUGGCGAUAUCGGCGCACGUGAAGGCACACUAUCUAUCAUGGUUGGAGGUGACUCCAACACUGUCGAAUCUAUGCUGCCGCUUUUUGAAAUCAUGGGCAAGAACAUUCGACACAUGGGCGGCGCUGGCGCUGGUCAGCACACCAAGAUGGUGAACCAGAUCCUGAUUGCCACUAACAUGAUUGGCGUCGUUGAGGGUCUUCUUUAUGCGCAAAAGAGUGGCUUAGACGUAGAGGAAGCCAUUCGCGCUGUAAGUGCAGGUGCUGCUGGCUCCUGGUCAAUCAGCAACCUCGGACCUCGAAUCGCAAAGCGUGACUUUGACCCUGGUUUUUUCGUCGAGCAUUUUGUAAAGGACAUGGGUAUUGCACUGAAAGAAGCCAAUAGCAUGAACCUGUCCCUUCCUGGUCUUGCUCUCGCGAAUCAACUGUACACUGCUGUAAAGGCCCAGGGUCAUGGCCGUUUGGGAACGCAGUCUCUAAUGCUUGCAAUGGAACAGCUCAAUGGUAUUCAAUCAUCUAGUGCGAUCUAG
This is a messenger RNA of Peronospora belbahrii, 915 nucleotides long. NCBI's taxonomy places the organism in Eukaryota, Oomycota, Peronosporomycetes, Peronosporales, Peronosporaceae. The record is from the annotation of a GenBank genome assembly.